Molecule: messenger RNA, 1160 nt
Organism: Corylus avellana
Lineage: Eukaryota; Viridiplantae; Streptophyta; Magnoliopsida; Fagales; Betulaceae
Gene: SGF29A
Product: SGF29 tudor-like domain-containing protein
Cellular component (GO): SAGA complex
Source: RefSeq, a predicted model, not a curated record
CACAGAUAUUUUUCUCAGCUUUGUUUAAUAAUGAUCAAAUUACAGUAACAAUGCUCUUGUAGUUUUCUCAGGUGAAAAAGCCCUUUGUUUUCUAAAUUUUUUUCUUGAUUCCACGGAAUAACUUCAUCGCUGGAGAUGAUCGUAGUGAAAUUGUAGAGUAAAAUCAAGUUCGGAAUCGAACUCGGCGACAAGAAACGAUGUCGUCACCGGAGAUUGCUGGAAUCUUGGAGCACUCGAAGGAGCUCGAUCGGUUGAGGAAAGAGCAAGAGGACGUGCUGGUCGAGAUCAACAAGAUGCACAAGAAGCUCCAAGCUACUCCUGAGUUGGUUGAGAAGUCUGGGGAUAAUUCAUUAUCAAAGUUGAGACAUCUGUAUACUCUUGCAAAAGACCUGUCAGAGAAUGAAGUAACUGUCUCCAACUUGUUGUUAAGUCAACUUGAUGCUCUACUGCCUUCCGGACCUCCAGGGCAACCACGAAGAAGGAUAGAAGGCAGUGAUCAGAAAAGGAAAAGAAUGAAGACUGAUUCAGAAAUUUCGAGGAUACCCACUAAUGUGCGAAGCCAACUUGAGGCUUAUGCAAGUUUAAAGGGUGAACAGGUGGCAGCUAAAGUCACACCAGAUGAUGCUGAUAAGGACGAGUGGUUUGUUGUAAAAGUUUUGCAUUUUGAUAAGGAGACAAGAGAAUUUGAAGUACUAGAUGAGGAACCGGGUGAUGAUGAUGAGGGUGGUGGGCAAAGAAAGUACAAGCUUCCCGUCUCAAGUAUUAUUCCUUUCCCCAAGAGAAAUGAUCCUUCUAGUGCCACAGACUUCCCUCCUCGAAGCCAAGUCUUGGCUGUCUAUCCCGGAACAACUGCACUUUAUAAGGCAACAGUUGUCAAUGGCCAUCGCAAGAGGAAGCUGGAGGAUUAUAUACUGGAAUUUGACGAUGAUGAGGAAGAGGGAGCCUUGCCUCAAAGGGUAGUACCCUUCCACAAGGUGGUUGCUCUGCCUGAUGGACAUCGUCAAUGAAUUCAUGCUGUUUAUAGCCUUGUAUAAAUCUAACCUGUUAUGUAGCAUUUUUAACCUGACCUUUAACGUGGCCUCUGUUUUUCUUAUGGUCAUUUGGAGAUGGUUUUGUAAUAUCUUCACUUUUUAUGUUAUAUAGCAUAUUUAUUCCUUCCA